AUGGUGUGUUCAGCACUUGUUCAGGAGACCGUGAGCAGAGGCGUCUCCUUUGCUUUGGGCAGACGCGAGGAGAAGGCGUCCCAAGGGCACUUGACGGAGAGGCUCGAGAUGGCAGUCAGCGAGCUGGAGUUUGCACUUGAGAGGGCCAUGGAGCUGCCCAUCAGACACCUCUCCUUGCUCCAGCGCAGGAAGAAUAUCAAGCGUGCCUACGUCGAGGCCAUGGAGCUGCUGGACAAGCACAAGCAGCAAGCGAUGCCUCCCGGCCAGCCGGCCAGGAAGAGCUCCCGCAAGCGAUGGUUUAAUUGUGCUGGCUUGAGCACAGUUGAUGUUGGAAGAUUUGAAUGGUAUGCAGAUUGUGCUGGAAGGUUUGUGAGGGACUUGGAGUCUGGUUGUUCACUUCAUCACUACACCUUUUGGAACCCUAUUGUUAGGCAUCUCCUUGAAGGGAAAACUCUCACUUAUUAUUCGAAGCAAGGAAACCUGCUACGACAUCUCUACAUCAAGCCCACGUAUUCUGAUGAGCGUGGCGUGGAGGCAUUGCUAGCAUACCGUUAUGAGGAUAGCACAGUGGCUGAGAAAUGUUUCUGUCUGGGGUUGAUCCUACGACUAACAGAAAGCACAGACUUAGUUGAGAUUGCUAUAAAAGGCUUGCAAUUACUAGCAUCUCAAUUCAAACUUGCUGUUGAAUAUGCAAUGGGAGAACUCACCCUACUAUCUAAUUCACAAGACAUUGCCCAUUUGCAUGGGCCUCUGUGGGAGGGCAUUCAAGAAUGGCAUAUCAAGCACACACAAAUUUCUCGCCCAGACCCAGCAUGCUGCAAAGGAAGCAGGCACGGACUUUGUGCUAACAACAACGUCUCAUCAGAGUUAGCAGAUAUAUUCCCAGAGCAAAUUAUUGUUUUGGAUUUCCGGUGCUAUAUAUCAGCUCUACAGUCCAAAACACGUAGCUCAUUUCAUGAGUGCGGAAGAAGCAAAAACAGAGGUUGGGAGCCACCUGUGGUGCUGACAGCUGCCUUCACGCCUCAUGCUGUGACUGGGACACAAGAUAGUUAUGCACUCGAAAUCAUCGGAGAUGCAACAGAGUAUAGAAAUGCUAGUAGCAUACAACAAGUGGUGGAGACAAUACAAUCAGACGCGGUCAAUUGUUUUUCGUGUCAGCCAGAGCUACCGAAAUAUGGAAUGGAUUGGUUCGGUAAACAUGGUUAUGCAUGGUUUGUGGUGGAAAAGUCAAGCUCUGAAACAGCACUCGACUUUUCCAACUUGUUGAAUCACUGCUGCUGCCGAAAUGAAGUCGUCGAUUGCUACAAUGGCUGGAGAGAGAAAAAUGUGCCAUGCGAUGACUGCUGCUGCAGCAGCAGCAACAAAGUCCUCGAUAGCUACAAUGGCUGGCUGGAGAGAGAGAAAAAUAUGCCGCCCACAGCCACUGCAGAAAAAGGGCAGCCAAGCAGAGCCACUACCCGAGCAACUGCAAGGAGAAGUAGAGCAACUGCAAGGAGAAGUAGAAUGAGGUAA
Molecule: messenger RNA, 1512 nt
Organism: Miscanthus lutarioriparius
Lineage: Eukaryota; Viridiplantae; Streptophyta; Magnoliopsida; Poales; Poaceae
Source: the annotation of a GenBank genome assembly